Messenger RNA from Plodia interpunctella (Indianmeal moth), 3092 nucleotides. Its product is annotated as transcription factor Ouib-like. Gene Ontology annotation, molecular function: DNA-binding transcription factor activity, RNA polymerase II-specific; zinc ion binding. Bases 671 to 2308 code for a protein of 545 amino acids. NCBI's taxonomy places the organism in Eukaryota, Metazoa, Arthropoda, Insecta, Lepidoptera, Pyralidae. Gene Ontology annotation, biological process: regulation of transcription by RNA polymerase II. The record is from RefSeq and is a predicted model, not a curated record. The transcript has 5 exons. Gene Ontology annotation, cellular component: nucleus.
UUUAAUCUGUGGUAGUGCUAAAUCAUCCUACAUUAUUUUCCCUGGACUAGUAUGUAUGUACAAUGGCACAAAAAUAUAUACUUACAUAAUAUAAAACAAAGUCUCUUCCCGCUGUCUGUCUGUCCCUAGAUCUUUAAAACUACGCAACGGAUUUGGAAACGGCUAUUUCAAAAUAAAAGUCUAUAAGUUUAUCGUGUAUAAUAUUGCAUCCGAGGGAAGCGAGGGCGGGUCGCUAGUGAAUUUAUAAAAAAGUCAGCCCUCAUGUCGAUUGAAAAAUACAAAUAAUCAAGAUUAAAAAGGUUAUCUGAAACUUUUAUUAAAAGCCGAUGCGUAGCCACCUAUUUUCCCUCUUAUUCAUAAAAAGGUAUGUUUUGUCUCGUUCUGUCAAUAUUAAAUAUUGUGAAGUGUGAAGUGACGAAAAAAAUAUUCAACGAGAUAAUUUUCAAUCAAUACAAUGGCUAUCAAUAACGUUAUCAUCGAUAGUGUAAUAUCGAUUAACAGGCUUGUUUUAUUUUAAUAGAAUGUAAAAAAUCGGCAUCAAAUGUGUCAAUGUCAAAUGUCAGAACGCUCAGAUUUCAUUUCACUCACAAAAUAGAAAUCUAAUCGCGGAUUAUUUAUUAUUGUAUUCAUUCAAUAAACGAAGUAAUUAAUAUGUGAAUUCUUCAUUACAAUGACUUCUCAACCAGCCCUCGUGAAACUCAAAGGCCCCAUCUUGGACCCAGGGCUAUGCCGUUGCUGCAGAUCAAUAAAAAAAUGCCGAUUUUUGACUUCGGAAUAUGAGUGGACUGGGCGAAAAGAAAUUUAUUCCGACAUGUUCAUGGAUUGUUUUGGUUUAUUACUAUCACACCUGGACGGAGACAGCAAGGAGUGUUGUAUCUGUGCCACGUGCGUGUCCAGACUCCGCGACGCGUGCGCAUUCAGGCAGCAGGUGCUUGCGUGUGAAGACGUGUUCUUACGCUCCAAGCUUGAUAUUAAAGAUGCAGAUCUCGACGCAGAUCUGGAGGUGGACCGCAAGCUGGAAGUGAAAGUAAAAGCGGAGCCUUGUGACCCGUCCGACACGCCUGGCGAUUAUACAGCUGACCAUGACUCAGAUAACAAACCGGAAUCGGAUGUGCCUGAGGUCAAAGUGAAGAAGAUGCCGGUGAAGAAGGAGCUGCUGACGAAAAUGAAGAAGUUGCGCCAAAAAUUGGACCACAGACUGGACAACCAAGCCCUAAAAACAAUAAAGAAAGAAAAAUCACUGUCGAAGCAACGACCAAAUAAUAAUGACCGCAUGAUCUAUUCAAACACAGUGACUAUAGUGAAAAACUCUUACGUUUGUCCGUUUCUGAACAGAAUAAGCAACUAUUAUUGUUUCUACUGUAAAGAUCAGUUUACGAACCCCACAGAGUUAAGAGAUCACACAAUAUCACACAAUCCGAAAGACACAUUCGAAUCGAGCAUGGAAAACAAGAAAAUACCAAAAAUCGACAUAACGCGAAUCGAUUGUCGAUUGUGCGAAAUCAAAAUCGACGAUCUGACAACACUGAAGACUCACCUCGCCGACGUCCACGGGAAAAUAAUAUAUCCGAUCGAAAAUGAGUUUUUGAAAUUCAAAUUGACAUUAAACAAUUUGUGCUGCACAGAAUGUGGGAGUGUGUUCCCGUAUUUCGAUUCGUUGAAGAAACACAUGAUUGAUCAUUUCGGAACAUUCGUGUGUGACAUGUGUGGCGCGUGUUUCCUUGAGGCGACAUCUUUAAGAACACACAUAAAGUCGCACAAUAAAGUAGAAGCAAGUUUCCCAUGCGAGGUCUGUGGCAAAAAUCUAAAAAGUAAAUACAGCAGAUAUUUACACAUCGCAACGAUACACGAGAAGAAGCCAACGGUAAACUGUUACAAGUGCGAAGCCAGUUUCCUGUCUCACGCGUUGAGAAACAAACAUUUAAUAGAAGUGCACGGUGAUAAUCGAACGUUCCCAUGUAAAUUGUGUGACAAAGUGUACAAUCGUAGGAAAACGUUAAUGGAACACAACCGUAGGAAUCAUUUGAAAGUGUUUAAGCACCAGUGUGAUUUGUGUGAUCAAAAGUUUUACCUGCCAUCGAGGUUGAAGGAACAUAUGGCCACGCACACCGGUGAGAGGAAUUUCAGAUGUGAAUACUGUGAGAAGACCUAUCCGAGACUGCAGUCGUUGCAGGAACAUAUACGAUCUCACGGUGAUAGGAAAUAUAAAUGUGAUUUUUGUAAUUCAGCAUUCACACAAAAUGGCAGUUUGAAGAAUCAUAUGAAAAGCCAUCAGCAAGGAUACGAUCUUGAAACUAGCUUUAGUUAAUUUGUAUUAUAAUAGUAAAUUCGUACCCUUCUUGUCUGUAACAUAGCAAACUCCAGGAGUGCCGCUUGCGCUGGUACGGCCACGUCUUGCGUAUACCGAAAAAUUACAUAGGGAACAAAUGUCUGGCUGUGCCACUCCCUGCAGAAGGGGCAAAUCCCAAGAAAUGAUAUCGUCAAAGAUGAUAUGCGUGACAAUGGUCUGACAACUAGAGAUGCCGACGACCGUGUGAAGUUGAGACGGAAUUGUAGGAAAUCGGAUCCUAGGCUCCUACACUCAACGGCUAAGGAAGAAACUGAGAACACACUCAGUUGAGAGUAGAAAAUAAAUUAAUGAAGACGCCAAGUUCUCAAACAAUCUUGACCAAUUUAUUUGGUAAUAUAAUGUAAAAUGUAGUUCUUUACGUUUCUUCUACUCUAUGUAGACAGAAUUAAAAAGCUAAAAUCACACGCACAGACCGUAUAAGACAUCUGUAAAAACGAGCACAAAAGAUGGCUCCUUAUUCUAAAUAUUUGUUAUGUAGAUUUGGAUGAUUAGUAAAAACAGGAUUACAUAAAAUUUUAGCCGAUUUUAAAAGUUGUGACAGAAUCUCGAGUGUAAUCUAAUAUUUUAAAGUGUUUUAUUUAAUUACUAGCUAUUGCUCGCGACCCUGAAUGGAAAGUAUGCAUAUUUUAAUGUAAAUAUAUUAUGGGUAAUGAAUUUGACAGUAUUAAAAACUAUCGUACCUAUAAAAGAUAAAAAGUAUUAAUUGAUUUGCAUAAUAUAUUUGACUUAAUAUACACAAAAA